AUGGUCAAAGCAAGAUCCAAUCAGCUGUACAUCAACCACGAUACUCGAACGUACUUCUGCCGCUCGUGCGAUCGCCACUUCAGCACCGAGAACGGCGCGUUAGAUCACUGCCGACAUGCUCACAUCCAUCGGGGCGAGUGUCGCAUAUCACAUUCUCCCCCCAUCAUCACCUGUGCGAGCCCUGCGACCAUGACUACAGCACUGCCAAAGGCCUCGAGGAUCAUGAUGUUGACGUUCACAACAUGUGUCCACAAUCGUACACAUCUUCCCGCGAACAUCGAGUGUCUGGGCUGCGAUCGUGAAUUUUCCGAGUUCGCAGCCAUGAUGAUCCACCUCGAGUCCGGUACCUGCGCUAGCGGCAUUGAUCGCGACAACAUCGACAACUGGGUCUUCGAGAGCGAUCCCUGCUACUUGUAUGGAAACUGGUGGGAGGCCAAUUACAAGUAUCAGUGUCCGGGUUGUGGCAACGACUUCCGAUUUGUCAGUGGAUUGUGUCAGCAUGUUGCGACUGAUGCGUGUGACUGGGAUCCGGAGGAGACUUUUGAGGACAUUGAGAACGCCAUUGCGUGCAAUAUCUAG
Cladophialophora yegresii CBS 114405 is the source of this 579-nucleotide messenger RNA. RefSeq lists its product as uncharacterized. The transcript has 3 exons. The record is from RefSeq and is a predicted model, not a curated record. NCBI's taxonomy places the organism in Eukaryota, Fungi, Ascomycota, Eurotiomycetes, Chaetothyriales, Herpotrichiellaceae. Bases 1 to 579 code for a protein of 192 amino acids.